This is a messenger RNA of Stomoxys calcitrans (stable fly), 1989 nucleotides long. Its product is annotated as glucose dehydrogenase [FAD, quinone]. Lineage: Eukaryota; Metazoa; Arthropoda; Insecta; Diptera; Muscidae. The record is from RefSeq and is a predicted model, not a curated record. Bases 47 to 1927 code for a protein of 626 amino acids. The transcript has 2 exons. Gene Ontology annotation, molecular function: ecdysone oxidase activity; flavin adenine dinucleotide binding.
AUUGCAUUCAUUUCGUUGGUAGCGAUUCAAGUUAAACGUUGUACAGAUGUCGGCAGCUGCAUCUUUAGCCGCCCAGUGUGCCAUACCAAGUGUGGGCCCAGUUAAUGCCCUGGUGACUUUGUUGGUCCAAAGUAUUUUAACUGCUCAAUGUAAUAUCUCACGAGUGGAUGAAUGGCCAGAGGAUUAUGGCGAUGAGGCUUUGCGCAAGGGCUUGGAUACUUUUGACUUUGUGGUAAUUGGAGCUGGAUCUGCUGGUUCGGUUAUGGCCAGCCGUUUGAGUGAGAAUCCCCUAUGGAAAGUUUUGCUUUUAGAAGCAGGCGGUGAUCCUCCUCCAGAAUCGGAGGUUCCUCGUCUGCUGUUCUUUAACCAACAUUCAAAUGCUUCGUAUGCCUAUCAUACCUCACCCAAUGAGCGUUCCUGCAAGGCCUGGGAAAAUAAUCAAUGCCACUGGCCACGUGGCAAAAUUUUGGGAGGUUCGGGAGCCAUCAAUGCCAUGCUCUAUGUGAGAGGUAAUCGCCGUGACUACGAUCGCUGGUGUGCCGAAGGCAGUGAAGGUUGGUGCUACGAUCAGGUCUGGCCUUAUUUGCAAAAAUCCAUAACGCCCCAAGGUGAUGACACUAAGCCCCUUGGCCAUAUGACCAUCAAUGAAUUUGCCCGUUACGAUGAGCAUAUUUCGAAUUUAUUCCUUCGCGGUUCGGCUGAACUGGGUAUACCCCAGGUAGAAGAUUUCCUAGAGGGAAAUUAUGUAGGCUAUGCCUAUGUCAAGGCUACCGUCGUCGAUGGCCAGAGAUCCAGUUCCGCCAAGGGCUAUUUGUCCAAAGUCAGCAAAAGGCCCAAUUUGAAGGUUAUCAAAAAUGCCCAGGUGACAAAAUUGAAUUUUAAUAAGAAUGGCAAUCAUGUGGAAUCAGUGGAAUUUAAGCUGAGACAAAAACACUCGCUCAAAGUCAAGGUUGGCAAAGAGGCCAUAGUCUCUGGGGGAUCCUUAGAAUCCCCUAAGCUUUUAAUGCUUUCAGGAGUGGGUCCCAGAGAUGUUUUGAAGCCUUUGAAUAUACCAGUGAUUCAUGAUUUGCCCGUGGGUGAAAAUCUAGAGGACCAUGUCUUAGGCCAUAUCUACAUUCGUGUUCCAGCUAAACCCAGCGAUCCUAAAGAAAUGUUGGAUAGCAUCUAUGACUAUAUCAUGCAUAACAGUGGACCCUUGACUAGCACUGGUCCCUUCUCCUUGACGGCUUUUAUAAAGACCAAUGUCUCUGAUCCCGAACCCUAUCCGGAUGUGGAAAUGCAUCAUGUAACCUUCUCCAGGGGUAAAUCUCUAUUCUUCCAAAACUAUCUGGAAGCCAUAGAGGCCAAGGCAGAAUACAAGCAACAUCUGCUGGAACAAGUCGAAAAUUAUGAUGUCAUAGAUGUCUUUGUAUUGGUAUCCCAUCCUCUAUCCAGGGGCAGCCUGAAGCUGAAAUCCUCCUCAUUCGAAGAUCAACCUCUCCUAGAUGCUGCUUAUUUCUCCCGUGAUGAAGAUUUGGAAAUCCUAUUGAAUGGUUUUAAGUAUAUGGCACGUUUGGAACAGACCUCCGCCUUUAAGGAGAUGAAAGCCGAAAUCAUUCACAUACCCAUAGAGGAGUGUGAUAAGCUAACCUUUAAAAGUCCCGAAUAUUGGCGUUGUUAUGCCUCAUAUUUCUCCGGCACCUGUUAUCAUCCGACAACCACUGUAAGAAUGGGUGCAACAACUGACAAAAACACCUGCGUUGAUCCUCAACUGAAAGUGAAGGGAGUCGAUAAUCUACGAGUGGUAGAUGCCUCCAUUAUGCCCUAUGUAACUAGUGGCAAUACGAAUGCCCCCACCAUAAUGAUUGCCGAAAAAGCAGCCGAUAUGAUUAAGGACCAAUGGCAAGUAGUUGUGGAGACUGCUGAAAAUAUGAAAGAAGAACUAUAAAUUUUAAUAAAAUAAAAAUAUAUUUUUUAAAGGAAUAUCUUUUAAAAAGAAUGCUUACGAAA